Molecule: messenger RNA, 936 nt
Organism: Python bivittatus (Burmese python)
Lineage: Eukaryota; Metazoa; Chordata; Lepidosauria; Squamata; Pythonidae
Product: transcription factor Sp5-like
Biological process (GO): regulation of transcription by RNA polymerase II
Molecular function (GO): RNA polymerase II cis-regulatory region sequence-specific DNA binding; DNA-binding transcription factor activity, RNA polymerase II-specific
Source: RefSeq, a predicted model, not a curated record
AACACAUCUCCAGAGGACAUCACUGUCAACUACCCUACCUUGGCCUUCCGAGCUGCACCUCCGCUUCCCUGUUCUUCAACCAGCCCUCCAGGGUCCUAUGAGUCUGUGGGGAUGUUUCAGCUCUGGAGCAAUGAGGUGCCAUCAUGCCCUCAUACAGCCGGGGCUUUUGGACGACCCAAGAUGCCAUAUCAUGGGCAGAUGGUGGUCAGCAAUGGCAGUGCCUCAGCCUCAGCCCAUGAACUGCCGCUGACGCCGCCAGCUGAGGCCAUCUACUCCUUGGAGUGGUCACCCGUCAAGAUGUUGGCGCCCACAGUGCAUCCCUCAUACACUUUCCCGGAAGCCCAGGACUCCUCCAGUUUUCUGCAAGGUCCAUGGCCUUUGGGUCCAGCUGCUCCUCCAGGCACCCCCUCCACUGAUGAUGCCCCUUGGUGGACCCUGCAGCAGCCAAGCAAUUUCCCUCUGGGACAUCCACUAGUCCUCAGCCCCCAGCCGCCCCUUGCACCCUUCCUGCAGAGCCCUCCCAAGGGGCUGCUGAGCACAGCUCGCCGCUGCCGGCGCUGCAAAUGUCCCAAUUGUCAGGAAGCCGGUAGGCCCCAUGAGGAGCCGGGCAGGAAGAAGCAACAUGUCUGCCAUCUGCCAGGAUGUGGCAAGGUCUAUGGCAAAACCUCUCACUUGAAGGCCCACCUCCGCUGGCAUGCGGGUGAGCGCCCCUUCAUUUGCUCCUGGCUGUACUGUGGGAAGAGCUUCACUCGCUCAGAUGAGUUGCAAAGGCACCUUCGGACGCAUACGGGGGAGAAGCGUUUUGGCUGCCAGCUGUGCCCCAAGAGGUUUAUGCGGAGUGACCACCUGGCAAAGCAUGUCAAGACCCACCAGGGAAAGCGGGUGCGGAAUGUGGCUGUUGUGGCAGCAGCAGCAGUGGGCAUCAAGCGAGAGUGA